This is a messenger RNA of Saccostrea cuccullata (small rock oyster), 2757 nucleotides long. RefSeq names its product tripartite motif-containing protein 2-like. The record is from RefSeq and is a predicted model, not a curated record. Bases 23 to 1552 code for a protein of 509 amino acids. Gene Ontology annotation, molecular function: zinc ion binding. The transcript has a single exon. NCBI's taxonomy places the organism in Eukaryota, Metazoa, Mollusca, Bivalvia, Ostreida, Ostreidae.
UUAGAUAAUUUAACAAAACAAGAUGGCGUCGGCUGGAGACGACGUUGCGGACUCCGUGAAGAGAAGCUUGAUUGUAGACGAGGCGGCGUUUGAAGAACAAUUUCUCCGAUGUCACAUCUGUAAUGAAAAAUACAAUCAAGUGGAACGACAUCCCAAGUCUCUCCCCUGUAACCACACCUUCUGCCUGCCGUGUCUGAAGCAAGUGUUCGACCACAACCAGCAGAACAGCCGCCCCAGACGACAAAUCACGUGGUUAGAUGAGACGCGUGAGGGCGUGCUGAAGUGCCCGGAAUGCCGGGUAGAGAUCUUUCUGAGUCGUACAGAAGUAGAUUCUCUCCCCUCGGAUCAUCGAGUGAUUCAAAUGAUGGACUUCCUGUCUCAAGUUUCAGCAAAGUCGCAGAACGUGUGUUCAAAACAUGAAAAUCAGCCACUGAACUUCUUUUGCAAAAAAUGUCUACUUCCUGUUUGUCGGGAUUGCACGGUCUUGGAUCAUAAAGAGGGUCAAGGCCAUAAUAUUGUAGAUGUUUCAGAAGCUGUAAAUGAGAGCAAGGAAAGUUUCGAUAAAAUUGCAGAUAGUAGCAAACAGCUCCUCGAUAAAAUGAAAGGUCGGACAGAUGGAUUGGCCAAUGCAUCUAAACAACUUGACUUGCAAGAAAGACAACUUCGGGGAGUCAUUAAAGACACGUUUAUAGAAUUCAGAUUAUUGCUUGAAAGGAGACAAGAAGCCCUGAUCAAAAUCCUAAAGGACACAAUAAAAGAACAGAAAACUGCAAUAAAUUCCCGAUUUGUUGAAAUUGCAACGCAGGGUUCGACAUUACAGAAACUGCACGAUCAGUUCCUAAAAGCAAGGUCCGUGAACGACUUGAAGAAACUCUUCGAAAUCCAGCAAGAGAUUCAAGAGAAAGAAUCGGAAUUCAAAAGAACAGCUGAGACAAACGAUGACGAAAUCUUUGUUUCAUGCAAAUUUGAGGUUCCUUCUGAGUGUCAGUUUUUGUCUGAGAUGAGUGGUCUGGGAGAGGUAUCUACACAACUCGAUCAGAGUCUCCGCAACCCGGUACCAGCUCACCAGCUCGUUCUCCUGGACAGUAUGGAGGUUCGACAGCCUCACGCUUAUAUCCCGGACUAUCCAGAGGAGGAGACGAGAGAGGAACGUGACGUAGAACCUACUUCCGUUGGUCGAUUGAGGCGACUACAGGCCAGUUCCAUCACACCACCUUAUGCUACAGACGAUACUUAUGAGGAUAGGGAUGAAGACACGAGAGAAGAGAUUGCGUCGGCGUACUUAAUGAGAAUCGCCUCCCGAUUAAACCAAAGUGCCGCGGAUAUGGCUGAUGUCUUGCGUGCAGCAAACGUUGAUGAUGACGCAGGCGCAGAAUCGCCGUCUCCUCCACGCACUGGUAGAACAACGUCGUCGAGGUCAAGGCGGUCCAAUCACAAUGUUAGGGUGGUACGUCAUCCUUCGUCAUCAGGAGGUCAAAGGUCAGAUCAACAAGAUCAAGGUCACGGGUAUUCACAGUCGUCUCGCUACAGGGAAUCUAACUCUGACCGUUAAUAUUUGUGAUUUAACGACAAUGUUCUCUAGAGAUUGUACAGAAAAGACCACACUGUCUCUUGAACACAAUUGUGUUUCGGCGAAUUUAAAACGGGGCCAAAUUGUUUGAAAGUGUGAAAAUACAUGUAAUCCUGUUUACAGUUAUACUGCAGGAUAAAACAUUUACGUGUAAUUUACAAUCAGUGCUUCAAAAUGUUGUUGAAAUCAAAGGUUUAGGAAUUAUUUAUGAUUUUACUUGCUCAAUACAAUAAAAUUCCCAAAAAUAUCCCAAAAAUUAUAUUCCGAUUUUCCCCAUGAAUUGUUUGCUUAUUUUGGUACAUGUUCCAAACGUUUUUUAGACUUCCUGUUUAAAAAAAAAAAAGAUAAUGAAGGGGUUUAUUUUAAAAUAUCACCUAACCUUAUCAACAAUGUAGAUCAUUGCAAGAGUUUAAUUUCUUUUGUGUGCAUUUAUUUUACUUGUAAGACUUGCCACCCGUUUGGUGUACAUUUUACAUUUAUAUACAUGUAUUAAGACAUAUAAUAUUGUACAUUUACGACUUAUUUUUAUAUUCUUCACUUUAUCAUGAAUGUAUCAAAUUUAUUAUGACAAGAAUUAUUUUAUUUAACAUCUGUAGCAAAAGUGUACGCAUUUGAUUUCAUAUCGCAGUGAGAAUUAGAUAACUGAUAAUCAAUAAUCAAUCAAAGCCAAACGGGACUUCAUAAUAUUAAAGCUAGUUUGUAUAGGCUUAUAUGUUUUCUUUAAACAGGAAAGUCAUAAGUACAGAUAUGAUACGAAUUUACGGGUAUCUCAAAAAUGAUAUAUUUAGGCCCUAGUGGAUUUAAAACGAGAAACACUUUAAUUUGACCCCCUUUCAAGAGGAAUAACUUGCACUUGGAUAAGACAAGCUGUCAAUAGGCUAUUUUAGUCCAUUUUUAACCAGCUUAUAGACUUUGUGUGUAAUUCUAAUAAUGAAUGAGAUUUCUUUUAGAAAAUUGUGUCUUAACAAAAAAAAAUUAUGAAAAGAGGGAUGGUGAAUUUUACUCUAGACUCCCCCAUCAUUAGUAAAUUGUUCAGUUAUGCUUCCAAAUGAAUCUGAAUAUUUCCUGUUCAUCUCCAAACAGGACUGUUGAGUGCCAGUAUCAAAUCUAAGCUUUAUAGUGUGCUGAGCCUGAGGGAAAUUAUUUUAUUAUUUAUUUAUCUUCCUAUUUUUAAAACUGAUUUUGAC